Messenger RNA from Perognathus longimembris pacificus (Pacific pocket mouse), 2241 nucleotides. RefSeq names its product DEAD-box helicase 59 (gene Ddx59). The record is from RefSeq and is a predicted model, not a curated record. Lineage: Eukaryota; Metazoa; Chordata; Mammalia; Rodentia; Heteromyidae. Gene Ontology annotation, molecular function: RNA helicase activity; ATP binding; nucleic acid binding.
GCGAGAGCGCCGGGUGGGGACUCGCAAAACCCGGAGAAGUGGAUCGUGCGCGCGGUGUUCCGGACUCACUGGCAGGAAGUCGGGACCAGGGCCCGCCCGGGGGCCGCCGAGAGCUGGAGCCCGAGCGGGAGCGGCCCCAGGCCCAGGCCCAGGCCCAGGGUGAGCGGGUGCGCAGGCCCGAGCGGCUCGGAUUAUUGAAGGAUGUUUGUGCCAAGAUCUCUAAAAAUCAAGAGGAAUUCAAAUGAUGAUGUCCAAAGUAGUGCAGCCAAGAAAAUUAAGGCAGAGGGGAAGCACCCUCAGUUGGACAAGGAUGGAGAUGGUCCGGUGAAUUCUACAGUUACAGAAGGGGCCACGGCACCGGACAGGCCCGGCCAGUCGGCCAAGGUUUGUGACCCGGAUGUGGCGGGCCAACCUUCUGAAGAGCCUGUGAAGUCGUUUUCCAAAACGCAGCGCUGGGCAGAGCCCGGGGAGCCCGUGUGCGUGGUGUGCGGCCGAUACGGAGAGUACAUUUGCGAUAGGACGGAUGAAGACGUGUGCAGCUUGGAGUGCAAAGCCAAACAUCUCAUGCGCGUGCAAGGACCGGAAGAGCCAGCCCAUCUCAGCAGUCCCCAGAAAACUGCUCCAGAGCCAGAGUCCCUUCCUGCUGCCUGCUAUGAGUACGAAGAGCACCUUAUCCAGAGCCUCCGGGAGGAGCAGGUGGAAAAUCUCAAACAGCAGCUGGGGAUCUCAGUUCAAGGGGAAGGGGUCGCCAGGCCUAUCAUUGACUUUGAACACUGCGGCUUCCCUGAGGCCUUAAAUCUCAACUUGAAGGAAUCGGGCUACGAGGUGCCAACCCCUGUCCAAAUGCAGAUGAUUCCCGUGGGGCUCCUGGGCAGAGACAUUCUGGCCAGCGCCGACACUGGCUCGGGGAAGACGGCUGCUUUCCUCCUUCCCAUUAUCGUCCGAGCUUUAUUUGAGAACAAACCUCCAUGUGCGCUCAUCCUGACCCCCACCAGAGAGCUGGCCAUCCAGAUCGAGAGACAAGCCAAAGAGCUGAUGCGGGGUCUGCCGCGCAUGAAGACCGCGCUCCUCGUGGGCGGCCUGCCGCUGCUCCCGCAGCUCCACCGCUUGCGGCAGCAUGUAAAGAUUAUCAUAGCAACCCCUGGGCGGCUUCUGGAUAUCAUAAAACAGAGCUCAGUAGCCCUCUCUGGUAUCAAAACUGUUGUAGUUGAUGAAGCGGAUACCAUGUUAAAGAUGGGCUUCCAGCAGCAAGUGCUGGACAUUCUGGAACACGUCCCUAACGACUGCCAGACCAUGUUGGUUUCUGCCACAAUCCCAGCCAGCAUAGAGCAGCUGGCCAGCCGGCUCCUGCACCGCCCCGUGCGAGUCCUCGCGGGCCAGAGCAACCUGCCCUGCCCCGCCGUGCGCCAGCUCGUCCUGUGGGUGGAAGACCCCGCCAAAAAGAAGAAGCUAUUCGAAAUCUUAAACGAUAAGAAACUCUUUCAGCCUCCAGUGUUAGUAUUUGUAGACUGCAAAUUAGGAGCAGAUCUGCUAAGUGAAGCUGUUGAGAAAAUCACAGGACUGAAAAGCACCUCUAUGCAUUCAGAGAAGCCACAGAUGGAAAGGAAAAACAUACUGCAGGGCUUGCUGGACGGAGACUACGAGGUGGUGGUGAGCACGGGGGUUCUGGGACGAGGCCUUGACCUGGUCAGCGUGAGGCUGGUGGUGAACUUUGACAUGCCUUCCAGCAUGGACGAGUAUGUGCACCAGGUGGGAAGAGUGGGGCGGCUGGGCCAAAGUGGAACGGCGAUUACGUUCAUCAAUAACAACUCCAAAAGACUCUUCUGGGACCUCGCGAAAAGGGUGAAGCCCACGGGAUCCGCCCUCCCCCCUCAGCUCCUCAACUCCCCCUACCUUCAUGAGCAGAAGAGGAAGGAGCAGCAGAAAGACAGACAGGCGCAGAGCGACCUGGUCACGGGCGCCAACCUGAUGGACAUCAUUCGGAAGCACGAUAAAAGCCGCGCUCCUAAGUGACCUGCUCGGCCACUUGCGGGCCUUGUUUUCUGCGUGGACAACAGACUUGCCCCGAAUUACUGCUCUCCGCUGAAAAUGAGAAUUAACACCAAACAGAGAACUCUUUGUCACAAGAGUUUUUUAAAUUUGCUAAGAUUUACAUCGGAUACUGUAUUUAUUUAUCUUCCUGGUUCUCAUACAUCAAAGGCAAUUUCAGAAGCUAUAUUGUUAAAUAAAAUACUUUUUUCC